GCCAUUGAGGAGCUUAAAGCCGGAAGGUGGUGACUAAUCAGAUUUUACUUGAAAAUGGCACGGUGUCUGCAGCGAGGCCAACUGAUGGGAAGGGCCCAGCGAAUGCCAAUAGGAGAGAGCACCGGACCUGGAAGGCCUGGGUCAACGCGGCCCCGCGCGGGGGCGAAGCGGUUCCGGCGCAGGGGCCUGGCGCGCUGCUCCGCGGAAAACCGAACCGGCCCACGUGGGACCGGCCGCUCCGCCCAGCCGCGCAGACGCCGCCUGACUCCGCAGUCCGGGCCUGGGGCUGGGCGCGCUGCCCGGGAGCCCUGCACCCACGCCUGGACCGCGGAGACGCCCAGGCCGAGGAACCCCCAGCCCAGGGACUAGACACCACCGGGGCCGGGUGGAGCCAGAGCCAGACGCGCCGGAGCGGGCGCCUCUAGGCCACUAGAUGUUCGCCAUCCAGCCAGGGCUAGCUGAGGGGGGCCAAUUCCUGGGGGACCCGCCUCCUGGAGUAUGUCAGCACGAGCUCCAACCAGACAGCAACUCCAACUUCAUGGCAAGUGCCAAGGAUGCUAAUGAGAAUUGGCAUGGGAUGCCAGGCAGAGUGGAACCUAUCCUGAGGAGGAGCUCCUCUGAGUCACCCUCUGGCAACCAAGCCUUCCAGUCCCCUGGAUCCCCUGAGGAAGGGGUGCGCAGCCCCCCAGAGGGGGCAGAGAUUCCCGGGGCUGAGCCUGAGAAGAUGGGUGGUGCUGGCACAGUCUGCUCCCCUCUGGAGGACAAUGGCUAUGCCAGCAGUUCCCUGAGCAUCGAUAGCCGUAGCAGCAGUCCUGAGCCUGCCUGUGGGACCCCGAGAGGCCCUGGCCCUCCCGAUCCCCUUCUGCCCUCAGUGGCCCAGGCUGUGCAGCACUUACAAGCCCAGGAGCGCUACAAAGAGCAGGAGAAGGAAAAGCACCACGUGCACUUGGUGAUGUACCGUCGCCUGGCACUGCUCCAGUGGAUCCGGGGCCUGCAGCAUCAGUUGAUUGACCAGCAGGCCCGACUGCAGGAGAGCUUCGACACCAUCCUAGACAACCGGAAGGAGCUUAUUCGCUGUCUCCAGCAGAGGGCAGCACCAUCCAGGCCCCAGGACCAGGGCUAAGGGUGUGCCCCCACAAGUGUGCAAGGGUAUAUGUAUAUAUUUGCAGGCAUGUGUGAGGUGCACUAGUAAGUACAUAAUUUGCUGGCAUGAUUGCAGGUAGGCAUGAGUGUGUAUGUGCUAACAUGUAGGCUGGUGUGUGUAGGCAUGUGUGAAUACGCAUGUAUAAAUGAGCUUAAGUGUGCUGUGUGCACAUGUGUACACACAGCUAAUUUAUCUGCAGACCUAUAUGUGAGCAUGUAAGAGUGAACAUAUGUGUGUAUGUGUAGUAUGUAAGAAUGAGGAACUCUGUGUGUGCAUGUGUAGACAGGUACCCAGCAGUGUGUGUAUAUGCGCAUGAGUGAGGAUGUAUAUGCAGAAGAUGUGUGUGUCUAUGAGUGAGUUUGAGUGUGCAGGUUUGUGUUAGGUGUAUGUGAGGGAGCCCUUGUGUGUGCAGGGGUGCACAUGUUUGGCCGCAGGCAUGGGAGGUGUAUGUUAGGAGCAUGUGUGUUUGCAGGCAGACUCAUGAGCAGGUAUGUGCAAAUAUAUAUCCAGCUGCACUGUGGGGUGUCCACCCACACCUUGUGUUCCUCAUGGCUUACCCCAGCCUUUCUUCUCCACUGGGUCCCACUGUUCCCUGGAGACAGAGGGCUAGCAUGCUGUCAUUUAUCUGAGGGUUGUGGCUGACCUAUUCUCCUGGGAUUUCCCAAGCCAUCUCUCCUUUCCCUUUCCCUCACUUAACCCAGACUUGCUUAGCUGAGGCUAUUGUCCCUGAUGUUGGCUUUGCUUGUAGGAGGUUUAGUGGCUGCUCUGGACUGCCAUGGAAUUUUGGCUGCAAUUUUGGCAGUGGGUGGAGAACUGGUAUCAGGAAGGGGAACCGGGAGUAGUGAUGAAGAUGAUGGUGGGGGUGGGGACAGAGGACAUAGGGGACUGUCCCUCUUGAACUCUGCCUUUGGGCACAUGGGAGAUGGGGACAGGAGAGAUGAUAACAGUGGAACCCUGUGAAGAAUAGGAGAAUGGGAAUUCUAAAAUACCAGUUCCCAAACAAACCAUCUCCCCAUUGGAAAAGGAGCUGUUGCAAACCCUGUUCAUUUAAGCUUCUGAUGAAAAGCAAUAUAUGUUUAUAAGCUUGCAAGUAUCAGACAAGAUGUUCCAAGGCUGAUGAGGAAAAUAUUGCUUCCCUGUCUCUGCCUCUACCUUGCUGUGCCUAUCUGGCUUUAGCAGCAUUGGAUGUUGAAUUGGUUUGGUUCAUUUCUCUGAAGUCGGACUGUCAGGAGGAGCCAGAGGUUGGCUUUCUGGGAUGGGAAGGGGAUAGUGUCAGCCUAAGCCUCUGAAAAUGCUUAGGAUGCUGAAUUUUAACCCCUUCUUUCACUGCAUGGCCCUUCAAACAGGGAUUGGCAGGCUCCGUGAGUUACAGAGUAGGUGAGUCUUGGAGAGAACCAACGACUAAGGUAGCUUAGCUCUCUGCUUUGUUCCUGGGAGCCAAGAGAAUGCAAGAUCCUGGUGGGUAAACAGUGGUGUGAAGAGGGGACACUGGUUGGUGAACAGUGGCAUGGAAGUCACUGAUGCAGCCUCUGGCCCUCAGUCUCCCUAUUGGCAAAGUGGGGGGCUCUUCCUGUCUAUCUCUAAAGAGUUUCAUCCCUGACAGGUGGAUGGGUGAAAGAUCCAGGGAGUGGGGGUGAGGGGUGGGCCCUGAAGACUUUUUGUCUGUAGCUCUUGCAUAUUGAGUGUGUAAACCCGGCCUCUGGACCAACCCAAGAUGAAUAAACUGGGGCAGAGAAUUACA
Pongo pygmaeus (Bornean orangutan) is the source of this 2885-nucleotide messenger RNA. RefSeq names its product chromosome 1 C1orf216 homolog (gene C1H1orf216). The record is from RefSeq and is a predicted model, not a curated record. The transcript is spliced from 2 exons. NCBI's taxonomy places the organism in Eukaryota, Metazoa, Chordata, Mammalia, Primates, Hominidae. Bases 434 to 1123 code for a protein of 229 amino acids.